AAAGCCGGCAGCCGGGGAUCAGCCGGGGAUGAAGAGCAGUGGGACGGCACAGAUCAGUCAGUCAGUGUGAAGCAGCGAUCGGACCAGAGGAGGUCAUACAGUCGAUGAGCUCUUAGGAGCCAACACAUUUCUCAGAUUGUCGGGGGUCCUACUUUUCAACAGCCAAGAUGGCUCGGGAUAUGUCAGAUAAGGAAAUCUUGAAAAUGGAGCUGGAUCAGCUGAAGAAGGAAGUGAGCACCCCUAGAACACCAGUGAAUUCAAACUGUGCAGAGACGGUUGAGUUCGUCGAGGGACUGCUACCAAACGACCCGCUGAUCAAGGGCGUUUCGGACGAGAAGAACCCCUACAAGGGAGACAAGGGAGGCUGUAUAAUAACAUAGCACACAAUGCAACCAGGGAAACGCCACACAGUUUUUAUACGGGAGCUGGUUGCAUUGCUGUAAUUUCCCCUGUAGAGGAGUUAUUGUGGAUAAAGAUGUACAGUAGAGAGCAAACUAAGAGAAUACUGCCAGAAGAGAAAUCCAUCACUGGAUUACUGUCUGUAUCUGUGAAAAAUGUUCAUGUGUCAAUUUGUAAUUAAAUGCAAAUAGCUGUACAAAGCUUUGACCUGA
This is a messenger RNA of Hippoglossus stenolepis (Pacific halibut), 611 nucleotides long. RefSeq names its product guanine nucleotide binding protein (G protein), gamma transducing activity polypeptide 2b (gene gngt2b). The coding region runs from base 168 to 380 and encodes 70 amino acids. The record is from RefSeq and is a predicted model, not a curated record. The transcript has 3 exons. Gene Ontology annotation, molecular function: G-protein beta-subunit binding. Gene Ontology annotation, biological process: G protein-coupled receptor signaling pathway. Lineage: Eukaryota; Metazoa; Chordata; Actinopteri; Pleuronectiformes; Pleuronectidae. Gene Ontology annotation, cellular component: heterotrimeric G-protein complex.